UUCCCGAUGUUGCUGAACCCAGCCUAUUUAAAACAUUCGUGUUAUUGUCGCUCCGUCUGUAAAUGAGCGGUCAGUUCUGUACCAAUGGGAGGUUAUGAGGAUGAAACACGGCUGAGAUGUGUUGACUCGACAGGCACAUGUGCACCCGUGGUGCUGAAGGAACAGCUCAGUGAGCCCCGUCGCAAUGAAACAGUCCUCAGUCCUCAAAGUUUGCGGCUCGCUUCAUUCGCUCUGACCAUGAAGAGACAGAACAUCAGGACCCUCGUGUUAAUCACCUGCACUUUCACUUAUCUGCUCGUCGGAGCGGCUGUUUUUGACGCUUUAGAGUCCAAGAUGGAGAUCACCCAAAAGAAGGUCCUGGACGAUCGGAAGCGAGAGCUGAUGGACAAGUACAACCUGAGCAAAGGGAAUUUCGACGAGCUGGAGCGGGUCGUGCUGCAGCUGAAGCCGCACAAGGCUGGGGUCCAGUGGAGGUUCGCCGGCUCCUUUUACUUCGCCAUCACGGUCAUCACCACCAUAGGAUAUGGCCAUGCGGCCCCCAGCACGGAUGGUGGGAAGGUGUUCUGCAUGUUCUACGCCCUCCUGGGGAUCCCCCUCACCCUGGUGAUGUUCCAGAGUCUGGGAGAACGCAUUAACACCUUCGUCAAGUACCUGUUGCACCGUCUCAAAAAGUGUCUUGGCCUUCGGAACACCGAGGUCUCGAUGGCCAACAUGGUGUGCAUUGGCUUAAUAUCCUGCAUGAGCACCUUGUGCGUAGGAGCAGCAGCUUUCUCCCGCUAUGAGGACUGGAGCUUCUUCCAUGCGUAUUAUUACUGCUUCAUAACCCUCACCACCAUUGGUUUUGGGGACUAUGUAGCCCUGCAGAAGGAUAAUGCGUUACAAACAAACCCCCAGUACGUCGCGUUUAGCUUCAUGUACAUCCUCACAGGACUCACGGUCAUCGGCGCCUUCCUGAACCUGGUGGUUCUGCGUUUCAUGACCAUGAACGCCGAGGAUGAACGGCGCGAUGCCGAACAGCGCACAUUGCUGUGCCGAAACAAGCAGAGCGGCGGAGCCGCAACCAACCACUGCAUGUCUGACCCGCCGUCUUCAUCCACUGCGGGCCACGGAGGAGGGUCUGGGAAAGGGUUGUGUAACGUCUACGCUGAAGUGCUGCAUUUCCAGUCCAUGUGCUCUUGUCUCUGGUACAAAAGCCAGGAGAAGAUGCACUACUCGAUUCCCAUGAUUAUCUCUCACGAUCUGUCCACUUCAGACACCUACAUGGAGCACAGCGAGACCUCCGAUGCCCUCCACUCCAACGGCUGUGUGUGCAGUGCCUUGCAGGAGCACUCGGCCACCAGUUCGGUGUACACGCGCCUGCUCAGCCCAGCACAUUACCAAAGACUCUCCAAACGCCGCAGCUCCAUCUAGAGGGCUGGAGGAUGUAUUGCAUGUGAAUCUCUUUCGCCUUACGAAACCAACCACUGUUAUACUUGGGGUUGAAAAAACAAAAAACAAAAAACCGCUGCUUCUCAGCUGCUCAGAUCCUCUGUCAGUCUAAUAUGUGUAAUGUAGUGAUAGACGGGGCAGGGCAGCCUGUCAGCAGGUGCUGCUUGAGGACCGGAGACCUAGCAGUGUGUAAUAAAAACAGGGUAAAGCCUGUAUUAUUUGAUGUACACUUUGAGGAUUUCGAGAAAAGACAAAACUCAAACUGCUAGCUCUUCACUGAACUCAACGGUUAAUAGAAACAAAUGCAGGUCUUUCAAAACCAACAAGUCCUAAAGUGUCAGGCUGUUCUGGUUUUGAUUUGAAUAGAUAGUUCUUGUGAUGCAACCGUUUCUUCAGUGAAUACUUUAUUAUCUUUGCAGGAGUUCUCAUAGUAAUUAUAUAUAUAUAUAUAUAUAUAUAUAUAUAUAUAUAUAUAUAUAUAUAUAUAUAUAAACAAUUAUUUUAUAUGAGAACUUUGCUAAUGAUUAGUAAAGACCUUAGUCAGGGAAGAGCCAUAUUUAAUUUCUGAUGGAACAGAGUGCUGCAGUGAUGACGUGCUGUAUUUUUGUAGGCCAACCCGAAGCUUAGCUGGUUCCCUCAACAUUUUGUCUGUCAUGAUAAUCUUCACAAAUUAUCCAACUUUUAUGAAUUUUGAGGACUAAAUACCAUCACCAGAAGUAAAAAGCUAAACAUAAGCUAAAAAAAUAAGUGUC
Messenger RNA from Carassius carassius (crucian carp), 2180 nucleotides. It is a transcript of the gene kcnk3a, whose product is annotated as potassium channel, subfamily K, member 3a. Gene Ontology annotation, molecular function: potassium ion leak channel activity; open rectifier potassium channel activity. Bases 85 to 1410 code for a protein of 441 amino acids. Gene Ontology annotation, cellular component: membrane. The transcript is spliced from 2 exons. The record is from RefSeq and is a predicted model, not a curated record. NCBI's taxonomy places the organism in Eukaryota, Metazoa, Chordata, Actinopteri, Cypriniformes, Cyprinidae. Gene Ontology annotation, biological process: stabilization of membrane potential; potassium ion transmembrane transport.